CUACUUUAACUUAACACUGUUCUUUACCUCAAGUUAAAGUACGGUUAGAAAAAUAAACUCCCAGAUCACCAGCAACACAUUUCAGUUGAACCCCUACAAUCCAGUCUCAUCUGGACUUCAGCCUCAUUUAGUCUUGAAGUGAUUUUAGAGAUAUGGGUUUACAUAGCUCAUAUCUCCCCAUUUACAUGUGGCAUUAUCUCACUUGACACAGAUAAGUGGAGGGUUGGUGUCUGUCAUUGUGAUGUGAACCUGAGGCUGAAGUCCACCUGUGACUGGGCAGGAGAAGCCGUGUGAAAGGACCUGCAAUUCAGUGAACUAACAGCAGUCAACGGCCCUGUUUGCAUUCUGGUGCUUUUCAUUCAGUAAGUGUUAACUAAUACAAUAGAAGCCUGGGAGAAGAUUUGGGUACAGAGAACAACAUAUCUCAUACAGGGGUCUUCACUGAAGGAAAGUGAAGGAUGAAGUGUGUGAGAUGCUGGCUGCCAGCUGUAGCCCUGCUGCUGCUUAUUGUAGCUGGAGUUGACAUGGAGCAUCUCCAAGCUGAGAACCUGAAUCUCCUUCCUCCAGAUGAACACAACUUGGUCUUGAACCGUGGAAUGAGAGUGCUGCCCAGAGACUGCCAUGAAAUGCUGAUGACCUCUUCAGGCCAGGCCAAAGACGGGGUGUACCUGAUCCAACCAGGUGACUACCCCAUCGUGGCCUACUGUGCCAUGCAGGAGGGAGGCUGGACCGUGGUGCAGCAUAUCACCGUCAAUAGCAGCGUGAAUUUUGAUCGUACCUGGGCUGAGUACAAGCAUGGCUUUGGGGCUGUAACUGGUGAUCACUGGCUCGGGAACGAAUACCUUUAUCAGAUCACACAAGGCCCUGGGCGCUAUAAACUGGGAGUAAAACUAGUGGACCGAGAUGCCAUCACCAAGACAGGGGAAUAUGAUCCAUUCCUGGUGGAGGAUGAAUCGUCGGCAUACAGGCUGAGGCUGGGGUUGUUCCAGGGCACUGCUGUAGACGCUCUGACCCUGGACACAGAGAACUACCUGCAUGACAACCAGAGAUUCACCACUAAAGACAGAGACAAUGACAACUACUUCCAAAAUUGUGCAAAGCUGGAGUUUCAGGGGGUGCCGGGAGGAGGUUGGUGGUACGACGCCUGUGCUGGUGCCAACCUCAAUCGCAGGAAUGUCAUCUACUGGCAGAAGGACUGCAACAAGGAGCGACUGUGCAAAUAUGCAUGGAUGAUGGUGAAACCUUCAGACACAGUUAAACUGAUUCAAAGUGGAGACUGCAAAAAAGAUGAGCUAUAAGGACAUAGGAUUUGUGAUACUGUGCGACAAUGGGUUUGGCAACUAUUGACUAUUUUUUUUAGGUUUUCUUUGCAAGAAACACUACAGAAUACUACAUCACUCAUUUUCUCCUAAGAGCCAUUAAAUUGGACAUUCAAUUUACCAUGUUUUAUUCAGAAAUGCAUGGACAUGAUCACAAAAUACUGAAAUGAACAAAAAAAUAACACAGUAUAAAAAAUGCAAUACGGUUUUAGUUUCCAUCGUUCACUAUGUCAAUACAUGAAGCAAAGCAUCUCAUCAUUCCCCAAAUUGCAAGUGCAUAUUUCUGGUUUAUCACAGUUACGAACAAGUGUUUCAUGACAUUAUAGCUUAUGACACAUGUAAAAUAUAUAUUUUUUUUGCAUGUCAUCUCCCAUCCAAUGCUUACACAGAGGAACAUUUUACAAACAGCAUUUUAUUUGCCACAGUACAUUACAAGUUUGCCAGAAAUACAAUGAAGAGAUGACAUAUUGAUUUCACUACAGUAAUUCAGAGAAAACAAGUACUGUAUUUCAAUGCUCAAAGAAAAAAGAAAAUAUCCUGAGGAUGAAGACUAAUAAACAGACUAUAAUAAACAGUGUGUACUCUUAUAUCCUCCACACUGUUCCUAUUGUAAACACUGACAUUGUUUAGCAAGUUUGUCAUGUAAUGUAAUGUGUGAGCCUUUUAGUUCGAAGGCUUUGUAGGGUUCCGUUUGGGGUUAUUUAUUAAUUUUUGUCUUUUAAUUUGUGGAAUCAUUACUCUUUAAUGUCCGCUGAGAUUUUGCAGAACAGAAAAUGCAGAAUGUGUAAUGUGAAAACAACAAAGAUUAAUUUAUAUUCACUUAUCUGACAAAUUACAUUGGCACGUGUGAAAAGGCUUUGAUUAUCAUCAAGUUACAAUCUUGACUUAGCAAGCAGAUUCUGACAUCAGGACGACAUUUAUUAGCCCUUCAAAAUAAAAUAGCCAUUUCAAAUGUGCAUUAUCAAUACAAACACAAUACCUACAGAAUAAAACUGCAUGUGUCAUUACA
Perca fluviatilis (European perch) is the source of this 2328-nucleotide messenger RNA. RefSeq lists its product as uncharacterized. Lineage: Eukaryota; Metazoa; Chordata; Actinopteri; Perciformes; Percidae. The coding region runs from base 459 to 1298 and encodes 279 amino acids. The record is from RefSeq and is a predicted model, not a curated record. The transcript is spliced from 3 exons.